AAAUUAUAAAUUUUAUAAACAUCAAUUUAUUUACGACAGUGUAAUAUACUGGAGCCGUGAUGGAGUCAGUUCCAAUGAGGUAGCUUCAACGUUGAAAUAAUCGGAUAGAUCCAGUAGAGUGUUGAUCGUAGACUUAACAGCAUACACACGUUUCUCUCGAUUAAAAUUUAUUUUUUUCCAUAAAAAAGAAUUUAAAAAAAAAAUUUCUUUACAAAAAAUUUGUCUGAUUUAAUUAAGUAAUUGGUGGGUUAUUAGCAUAAAUCGUUCUCUUUGUCUCUCACAUGUGUUAAAGUGUGUUAAAUGUGAAUUGUUUCCAUAUGUAUAUUGUUGUCAAUGGAAUUGGUUAUUGAAGUGGAAACCAUUGACUUUUGGUCCACGUAACUAGAAUUAAAAAGUUUGAAAAGAAGAGAAAUAAAAAAAAAAUUAUUUUCAAAAGAAGUGAAGAAAAAAGAUCAAAAAUAAUAAAUGAAUUCGUUCACCAUAAUAGAUAUGAGAUGUUGAAGUUGAUAUGGUUGUAAUUAAUAGUUGUUAUAUUUAUAGCGAGAGGAUUAUUAUCUAAAAGUGAUUUUUCUUGUUGAUAUUAAAGUUAUUGUGAUGUGGUUUCGGUUUUAAAGAGAGAAAAAUAUUUAAUUUUUAUUUUUUCAUUUUCAGUUGCGUAUUAUGUUUUCAAGGACUUGUGCUAAUUAACAAAAUAAAAAAAAAAUGAAAUUAUAGAAAUGAUACAAAUAAACAACAAAACAUUUGUCAGAGACGAAACGAAUGCGUUGGUUUUAUCGUCAGUGUCGAAAAUAUUGUUUCAAAAUAGAAAACCCAGUGCCGAAUGAACUACUCUUAUAUCGAUUAACCGCAGAAAAUGUAGUGAAUAAAAUUUAAUAUCGAAAAAUUCAACAGAUAAAUAAAUUCUACCAACCAACAACAACAACAACAACAAAACAAAAUUGGUGUUGAAAGAGUCGCAACUUUAGUUGAAUUGGAAAAGUAAAUGUGUGUUAUGAAUUAAUAGCAUAAAAUCUCAAUAUUAUUUUUGUAUGCGCAAAAAGGUUUUAAGCGAGAUACGGUGUGUGGAUCACUUUGCAAAUGAAAUAAAAGUAAAAAGUUUUGUUGUUUUUCUUAAAAAACCAAAUUAUUUUUUUUUCGUCUCUCUGUUAAACAUCUCGAUUGAACAUCACAUUAAAAUAUAUCGAAAGUUGUAAUGACAUGGUACGGGCCAUUGCGGAUUUUGUGUGUGUGUUGUGUCUGUAUAUGUGUCAUUAUUGUUCCAUUCUAAAAUUGGCUUUGUUCAUCUAAGGAUUUAAAGAGAACAUACAUUCAUAUACACCUUGGUACUGGGCCGAUCGCCAAUCACAAAUGAAUACUUUGCCGUCGCAAUAAAAACAUAUUUCACAGAAACCGAAACAGAAACAGAAACCGUUACCAGUAAAACCCAUUCGAUUCGUUGUCUUCCAUUGAAAAGUGUCAUAUCAACUGGUGGUGAUUGAAUGAUAUUUAACAGAUUUCUGAAGAAAGAAAAUGAUCUGCGCAAAUUUGAGAAAAACAUCAAAAAAAACAUUUCCAAACCCAAUAAAGCAGUACAUUACCAGGAGCGCUGCGAUCGACCAUGCGCGCUUGGCUAUUUGUCCUCGCAGUGCUGGCGACUUUUAAAGAAAUAGUGCAAGUUGCUAGCACAGAUAAUCUCGAACCAGACAAAUUGGAACAAAUUGAGAAAUCAUUAAUUUCAUUGCUGGGAAUGGAACGACGACCGAAAAUAAUUGAUCGAACGAAAAUUGUUAUACCAGACGAACUACAAGAUAUAUUCAACGAAAUGAUGACUGGCCAUUAUGCAAUGGAUUCAGUUAGUUUACCGAUGCCAGGUGUUCAUGCCAAGUCAGCCAAUACGAUUAGGUGUUUUCAACAUGAAGGCAGCAAAAUUGACAACCGAUUUCUGGAGCACCACAAAUUUCGAUUAUUUUUUAAUGUAACGACAAUACCUCAACAGGAGGCUCUGAAAGCUGCCGAACUUACACUAAGCCGAAAAGUAAUAUCCCACGAUAAAAUGCGCAAUCACAGAUUACUGGUGUACGACAUCAUCAAGCCUGGCAUCAAAGGGAAAACCGAUCCCAUAUUUCUACUGUUAGACGUCAAAACCGUAAAAACAGAUAGCGGCGAAUCGAUCAAGCUGGAUGUACUGCCAGCUGUGGAACGAUGGCUGAAAAAGCCCAAAAAUAACAACGGACUGCUGGUUCAGAUCACGUCCGGUAAAAGCAAUAAAGCUCCACUCUAUCGGCACAUACGAUUGAAACGGAGCACCGAAGAUAUGGAUGAUGAUUGGGAACAGCAACAGCCGUUCCUGUACACAUACACCGACGACGGUCGGAACAAGCAACGUUCCAUACGGGAAGUGAUUGCUACCAGACACAAGCGUGCGACAACGCGAAGGCAGCACCGAAGAAAAGAUGGCCGACAGAUUUGUCAACGAAAGCCACUCUACAUAGACUUUACCAGUGUGGGAUGGAACGAUUGGAUAGUGGCGCCGCCAGGAUAUGAUGCGUAUUACUGCGAAGGCGUUUGUCCGUUCCCAUUGACCGAUCAUCUCAAUUCGACGAAUCAUGCCGUCGUACAGGGUUUGGUUAAUUCGGCCGAUAAAAAAAUUGUUCCUGGACCGUGUUGCAUACCGACCCAACUGAAUCCCAUAUCAAUGCUGUAUUUAGACGAUCAGAACAAAGUAGUGCUAAAAAAUUACCAAGACAUGAUGGUCGUCGGAUGUGGCUGCCGGUGAAAAUGGUAAACAUUUUUGUUGUGUUGUGGCGCGGGGGGCCUACUGAAUUGUUUAUAAAUAUCCAAAUUAUAUAUAGUCGCAUGUAAAUAGAACAAACAAACAAACAAAAUGAAUACAAAAAAGCCAAAUCGGCACAGCCGAAGAAUUUAGUGUAAUAAUGCUUACUGUAGUGUGCA
Messenger RNA from Bradysia coprophila, 2931 nucleotides. RefSeq names its product decapentaplegic morphogen (gene dpp). Gene Ontology annotation, molecular function: cytokine activity; growth factor activity. NCBI's taxonomy places the organism in Eukaryota, Metazoa, Arthropoda, Insecta, Diptera, Sciaridae. Gene Ontology annotation, cellular component: extracellular region. The record is from RefSeq and is a predicted model, not a curated record.